Messenger RNA from Diuraphis noxia (Russian wheat aphid), 3587 nucleotides. RefSeq lists its product as uncharacterized. NCBI's taxonomy places the organism in Eukaryota, Metazoa, Arthropoda, Insecta, Hemiptera, Aphididae. The record is from RefSeq and is a predicted model, not a curated record.
UAUACGAAUACAACGAACACAAAAAUACCUCAACAAAUUGAUAAUAACGUGAAAGAAGGGUAUGUUGUAUGGAAUGAAAAUUGUCGAAUACCCAACAUAAGUGCUUACGACAAGACAAUUAAAAAUUUAAUUAAAAAAAGCAAUUCUCCAAAGUGCUUUUCAACAUUGCCGUUAACUAGCGUAAUCCUUGAUACAGACAAAUGGUUUUACACUUUUAAAAUUAACCAUGGACUUAACUCACAAAUUUCAAAAUCAAUUGUUAAUUGUUGUUAUUCGUCAAUCGUUAGAAAUGAGCUGAAAUUCAAAAAUAAUCCAAAAGACGACGAUCGUUAUAAAGUUGAGCCAAAAUGUAAUCCCAUCAAUGAUUCAGAAAUAAUUCCCAAGUCAGUGGAAUACAUGAUGGUAACAUGUGAAUUGAGACCAAAUGGUGAUAAAUUAAAAUCGACAGUUUAUAAAGAUAUUCAUGCAAUGGUGAUCGAUAAAGGUCAAAGACGAUUCCGCAAUUCAGAUAUCCCAGACAAGCCCAGCGUGCUAAUAAUAUCCAUUGACUCAUUGUCACGCUUAAAUCUUAUACGAUCAAUGCCUAUAACAUAUCGUUUGUUGGAAACGCAUGGAUUUAUGUCACUUGAGGGGUAUAAUAAAGUCGCCGACAAUACAUUUCCCAACGUAGUACCAAUUUUAACCGGCAUGUUUGUAAAUCAAAUGACUAAACGGUGUUGGAAGAGUCCCAAAGACGAGAUGGAUGGAUGUCCAUUUUUGUGGAAAGAUUUCAAAGAACGAGGUUACGUUACGGCUUACGUGGAGGACGAACCCAGCAUGGGCACUUACAACUUCGGCAAAUACGGAUUCCGGAACGCACCGACCGACUACUACUCGCGGCCGUACAUGCUAGCGGCCGAGCGUUACUUGCCGGUAAUCAAGUAUGACGGCAUGAAUUUCUGCCUUGGUCCGCGGUCCACGCCUGACCGGAUAUACAGUUACGCCGAGGACUUCRUCCGGUUGCACAGGCACCACGGAUAUUUUGCCGUGUUCUGGAUGAACACGUUCAGCCACAACGACGUGAACACACCGUCGGCGAUGGACCAGCGGACGGCCGGCGCGUUAUCCAAGUUGCUGAACGGCCGGUUGCUGGACAACGCUGUCACUGUAGUGCUCAGCGACCACGGGCUCAGGUUCGGGGCGAUACGCCAGACACAUGUCGGCUGGCUUGAGGACCGAAUGCCCGCGUUCUACGCCCGCCUGCCGCCCGGAUACGUGGCCGCGCGACCCGACCACCACGCAGCUCUGGCAGCCAACAAACACCGACUAACGUCGCCAUUCGAUCUGCACCUGACGCUCAAACAAUUGCUGUUUCAGCAGCACGGCGACGAUAACAACAACAGCAGUCUUUCCGCCACUGUGGCCGACGGGUGUCCAACUUGCCAUAGCCUGUUCCAACUAGCCGAUUCCAACAGGUCGUGCGAACAAGCGGGCAUCGCGCCGCAUUGGUGCACGUGCAACGAGUACGAUGAAUUAGACCAGCAUAGCAAGACAGCAGUGGACGGUGGCAAGUACGUGGUGCGGCAGUUGAACGCUUUACUAGCCAAGUACCGAUCAGCGGUUCAUCAGGGGUACGUCUGUUCUUACUUGUCGCUGAGAAAAACCGUAUCGGCCCGGAGCAGGGUGGACCGGGUAAGUGGUCGCCGCGAAUACUUAUUGGUUGUGGAAACGCUACCGGGCCGGAGCAUGUUUGAGGUGACCGUCGGCCAGGAAGACAGUAGCAACGGUUCGUUCGGCAUGCUCGGCGACAUAAGUCGCAUUAACAUGUACGGGUUCCAGAGCUUUUGCACGGACGACUGGAGAUUAAAAAAACAUUGUUAUUGCGUGAAAAAAAAUCGAAAGCCUGCUGGCAGUUAGUGAUGACAGUAAAUAUUCUGCUUCGGUUUGACGAAUGGAUAUAAAUUAUUCUUGGGAGGCGACCCUUAAAGUCCUCGUUCCGUGACAUGACAAUAUUCUAGAUUCCAACUUCUAAUCCUAUUUUUUAAACUAUAAAAUAUUAUAAUCAUUCACUGUUAGAUAACAUAACACAUAACUUCACAAAGUUUCAAAAUAUGAAUACUUACAYAAUAAUAUAAUACGUAUGGUCUGAAAUUUACUAUAGAUGAUAUAGGGUGCUGUAACACUACAUUGGAUUUCAAGAGAAAUUAAUAUAUCUUCUUGUACAGCCAUAAAAUUUGACACUAUCUAUAAUGUCCACUUAUUGUUUCUCGAAGAUUCAAACUCAAACAGGUGCCUAAUUACGACAUUUUUCAAUUAGUAUGCAACUUAUUUAGUUGUCUUACAACAACUCGCUGUGGUUUAAUAAAAAUACGAGUUAAUUAGGAACCCUAUACCCAACCUAUAACCUAUUUUUUCGUAUUUAUUUUAUGCUAUAUAUAAUGGCAUGUUCAAGUUUACACUUUGCCUGCCUCUCAUGUAAUAUUAUUUAUUGAGUAAUACAGUAAAAACUUGUAUUGCUCCAAAGGCAGCCURAAACCACUUUCAUUUUUAAGUUAGUAUAUUAUAUGUCCCGAUUCAGAGCUUUCAGUUUGGCAUAAUGCAAUUGGCUUAGCUACAAUAGCCAAUAGGAAUUUGAUGCGACAACCGCCGAUGUWCUACCUUUACAUAAAUUAAUUUGUUGGUCGUCUUGAUUACUUGAUUACUGUCUCUUCUGAGCCAUGAAUAUAAUAUAUAGUUGCUCUUCAAUAUGAAUGUGUGAUUUAACGACAAGUAUUCAAAUAUCGACCAAAACAGAAUGUCUGGUCCUUCGUGUCCACACCGCCUUCGUCGUGUGGUUCCAUAACUCUAGCCAUUUGCAUUUGCUCAGUGUCGCCUCGCUAUCCUGUCUCCUGAUCACUGUACCAUUGUGACUUCUCGCUAUUGUGUUCCUCGAUUGUGUGGCGCUCUUCAGUCGAAUGGUACGCUAGAGAGACCUUCUAACCAGAACCUGGCCAGCCACAUUAGACACUGUUCUAUAGCACCUUGCAACCGUAAUAGCAGCACUUCUUUGAGCUUGACUGAGCGCGGUUCUAUUCCGGGCUGUCUUGGCUGCCGUCAACGCUCAGACCGGGAAUUUUUUAUUUUUUAUUAUUAAAUCAAAGUGUUUCUGACAUACAAGGUCAUCUAAYUUAUUGAUAUAAUAAAGAAUUUUUAACAUCAUUAAGUUGUUAAGCGUAAAUCAGACCGGGGAAGUGUACAGCAAUUUACUGUGUGYCACCGAUAUAAAGCAGUCACCUUCUCCUUGCUGACGGCCCAAGGCCUCUGGAUCUUGGGCAACAACCUCCCAAGAGCAAACACCGUCCGCCUGACUGUUAUCGUGACACAAGGACCAAAGUUAAUUCUAGUCUCCAACUAUGGAAUCCUAAAUACCUCAUCGAGAAAUUCACCGGGAUGAAGCCCAUCUAGGGUGAAGAUUGAUCAAGACAACCGCAUUCAGACAAUAAAUAAUUAGUUCAACAAAAGCGUGUAUCCCGGGUAAGCGGGUUUUCCCAUAAGGUAUACUACAUAAUAUGUAUACGUCGUAUACUCUCAAGAUUUUUUUUUUUCAAUGUUAUGGAUAUAGGUAGGUA